Messenger RNA from Macroventuria anomochaeta, 679 nucleotides. RefSeq lists its product as uncharacterized. The record is from RefSeq and is a predicted model, not a curated record. The transcript has 2 exons. NCBI's taxonomy places the organism in Eukaryota, Fungi, Ascomycota, Dothideomycetes, Pleosporales, Didymellaceae. The coding region runs from base 120 to 443 and encodes 107 amino acids. Gene Ontology annotation, cellular component: membrane.
GCACCAUUCCUCAGCUUACUUGUUCAGACACGUUACCAAAACAUAGCUGAAGCUUCAAAUCUCUCAAAACUUUAAACUCUAAACUCUUCCAACAGAUUCGUCGCAAAUUUCCAACAAUCAUGUCCCUCGCAAACACUGCUCUUCUGCUUGGUGCCCUCACCGCCGGCGGAGGUAUCACAGGCUACAUUCGCACCGGCUCCGUUCCCUCGAUCGCCGCUGGCGUCACUGUCGGCCUUCUGUACAUCUUCGGCGGCCUGCGCAUCCAGAAUCGCAACCCCUACGGCGUUGAGCUCGCCCUACUUGCUUCGAUUGUCCUCGCUGGAAGUUCAAUUCCCCGCGCGAUCAAGUCUGGCAAGCCGCUGCCUAUUGGUUUGAGCAUCUUGGCUACGUUUGGGUUGUACACGUUUGGUACUGCGUUCCAGAGGGGAAGCGCACGGGUUUGAAGAAGGGGAUGGGAAUGGGAAGAUGGGGAGCAUGUACACUGCGUACUGUAGGAAUAUAACCUACGACAGUUGAGUAUGGGCGUUGCUAUUUGGAGGAGCGUGACGCCUAUUCGGCAGACCUAACGCACAGGAACCUUUGUAAUCUCAAGGGACGUUAUCAUGUUGCAGAUGACCUGCAGAUUGGCACUGAAGACCUCCCAAAACUUUGGACUUGUAUCCGGCAGUUUCCACUCAAG